Diospyros lotus (date-plum) is the source of this 1652-nucleotide messenger RNA. Its product is annotated as E3 ubiquitin-protein ligase CIP8. Gene Ontology annotation, molecular function: ubiquitin protein ligase activity. The record is from RefSeq and is a predicted model, not a curated record. Lineage: Eukaryota; Viridiplantae; Streptophyta; Magnoliopsida; Ericales; Ebenaceae. Gene Ontology annotation, biological process: protein ubiquitination. Gene Ontology annotation, cellular component: cytoplasm. The transcript has a single exon. The coding region runs from base 154 to 1482 and encodes 442 amino acids.
UAACCAUCAACGCCCGCCCUUCACCACCAUAGACGCAAAACGGAAGGGGCAUCUCCCUCCAAUUUGCGAAACAACCCAACAGACUCACGAGCCAACGACGCACGAACGCACUAAAAGAAGAGCAAAUUCAAAUCUCACUUCCGGGUCUCAUCAAUGGCGGAGGUUUCAGUUUCGGCCAUUCACCUCCACGACGACAACGACGACCACCACCACCAAGACGACUUCAUCGUCACCCUCGACUCCUUCCCCUACUGGUCUCCCGACUUCGACUCCUUCGACGUCUUCGCCUCCGACCCGGACUUCCCACCCUCCGAUCUCGCACUCACGCUCGCCCCUCAACUCUCCACUGCUAGAUCCCUCGAUGACGUCGUCUCCGAGCCCGAUUCGAUGGCUACCGUUGAUCUCCUCGACCGCGAGAACCAGGUGAGCUUCGUUAUGGACUUGUUCCAUCAGCGCGUCGAGCAAUCGGCGGGAUUCCUGUCUCAGGAGCCUAAUUUAGAUUCGAGUUUUCGGGUCCUUGAAGGAAACGACGAGAUGGCUUCCGCUCAUUUAGAGCUAGAUCUAGGGUUAGGGUUAGGGUUUUGUAUGGACGAGCAUGGUCUGGGUGAUGAUGACAAUAGCAGCUUUAUGGUUGCGGACCGCGGGGACGAGUUCUUUACGUCGAGGAGGGGCUCUGUAUCCGAGACUGGUGAGUCGUCCACCGCAUCCAUCGCCGAUCGAUUGGCGGUCGAUUUGAGGGUGUUGGACAACGAACUGGGUUCCAACGAGGAUGAGAACGAAAUUUUGGGGAUUGAUUUGAAUUCAGAGGAGGAUUGUGGCCUGGAUAAUACUGGUGAUGACGAUAGGAGCCUUCGGCUUUGUUUGGACUCGUUCCAUUUGGAGGACCAGGGGGACUUGGAUGAAGAUUUCGAGUGGGAGGAAGUGGAUGGUAGGGUAGAUGAGAGGGAAGUAUUGAGCAUGUUUUUUGAUACUGAUGUGGAUGAGGACUUGGAUGUAUCAGUUUCGGUAAUUCCACCCCAGGACCGAGUAGAUGCGGAGAGGGUGAGCGGAAUGAGAAAUUUGGACUGGGAAGUAUUAUUGAAUGUUCACAAUUUAGAGGGGAACGUAGAUUUUAAUUUAGCCAAUGAAGAUGGCUACAAUUACACGGCUGAAUACGAAAUGUUGAUUGGGCAUUUUGCAGAGAAUGACAAUGCCACGGUGGGAAGGCCACCUGCUUCAAAAAGUGUUGUUAAAAAUCUCCAAUUGGUUGCUCUAACUCAGGAAGAUGUGGACAAAGACAAUGCAAUUUGUGCAGUUUGUAAGGAUGAGAUGACUACUGGUCAACAAGCAAUGCAACUACCUUGUACGCACCGAUACCAUGGGGAUUGUAUCAUUCCAUGGUUAGGUAUCCGGAAUACCUGUCCUGUCUGUCGUUAUGAAUUGCCCACUGAUGAUCUUGACUAUGAGCAAAGGAGGUCCCAAAGAGCUGGUCGUGCACAGUAAGCUACCCACAAUAUCAGAUUUAAUCUUGUAAGUUGAGCUUUAUUUUGUUUCUGUUUUCGAUAAUCAAGAUGGGAAAGGCACUCUCUCUUUGAGGAUGAUGUUAUUCUUAAUGAUUUUGUAUGUUACCUGUUGAGAUUAUAACUAUUUGGUUGCUAGAAUGUGUUUUUUCA